Molecule: messenger RNA, 1601 nt
Organism: Actinia tenebrosa (Australian red waratah sea anemone)
Lineage: Eukaryota; Metazoa; Cnidaria; Anthozoa; Actiniaria; Actiniidae
Product: palmitoyltransferase ZDHHC15B-like
Molecular function (GO): palmitoyltransferase activity
Source: RefSeq, a predicted model, not a curated record
UAGAACAAUGGCGGUCGUUUUGUUGGUCAUUCUUGGAGUGGGUCUUAUACAAGGAGCGUUUAUCCUCAACACUGUACGAUCUAUGUUCCCUAAAGGAGGAAAGAAAAGCCGUUUACAAAGAUGCUUGAGCAGUUUUCAAAUAGCGCCGAUAAUUUUGAUAGAAGUGGCAGAAAUCUGGUUUUUCGUCAUGGUGUUUCUACCAGCAGAAGUUGAACUACCUUUGAGCUCAACCAAAGGAUGGAUUUUGAUUUUCAUAGCAUUUUAUUUGUGGAUCAACAUGGUGUUCAACUAUCUGGCAGCGGUGAUUGUAUCACCUGGUUAUCCAGAAAGGAGAAAAGAAUUCGAGGGCGAUGCUGAGAUGGAUGUUAGGGACGGAGACUUUUGCCCAAAAUGUGAUCGCGUUAGAUACGCAGGCACGCAUCACUGUAGCACCUGUGGUACUUGCGUGACAUUUAUGUCACACCACUGCCCCUUUACAAACAACUGCAUUGGUCUGAACAAUUAUUCAUAUUUUUAUUUAUUUCAAAUAUACUGUACUCUUGGACUCUUAUUCGCUUCAUACUGCACUUAUAACUCUUUUAUAGCUUGUAUGGUAUACGACUCGAGCAACAGACAAAUGUUUUAUCCAAGAUAUAGCACCCAUAUGUGUAAUGAACUUGGGGACUACCCUGUCCUUUUUUUAGUUGCAAUAUUAUUAUUUCUUUUUAUGAUCAUAGUAAUUUGUUACCACACCAUCUUACUGUUAGCCGACCUCUCUAUGAUUGAGUUUCUUAGACAAUUCCAAAAUAGUUCGUCUCUUUGGAACCUUUUCAAGAUUAUGUACUUCAGGAUUGCUGGACGGAAGAAAUUUCUUCUCAGAAUUUUGUUACUUAACCAUCGGAAGAAAAUAUGGAAGUUUUUCUUGCCUGUGAUAAAUGACAUUGACGAUCAUUGGCAUGGACAAGAACUGCCAGUAUAGAACUGAUAAGAAGCCAGAUAAUAGACCUCCUCAGCUCAGACAUAAUGUUUUUCCAUUUUCAGACUGUGUCAUUCCCUAGAGUAUUGUUUCUUUGUUUAACAGUUGUGCUCGGUUGCACAUGAGUAAUGGAUAUCAAUAUGGACAUAACUCAAACAAAGAAUCUUAUUCUCAAGGGAAUGACACAUGGUCUGAAAUGGGAAAACAUUAUGCUGGAUCCAAAGGGUCUAUUGGGGAAGAAAAGGAAGAAUAGUGAAGAGGAGGGAGGAAUAGGAAUGAGGAAGGCAGAAAUAAGAAAAGAGGGAAGAACACAAGUGAAGGAGUGGAGAGAAGAAGGUACGGGGUGUUAGGAAAAGAGAGGAGAGAUUAAAAAUGGAAGGAAGAGGAGGAGGAAGAGAUGAAAAAAGAGGAGAGAAGUGGAGGAGAGGGAAGAUGAGUUUGGUCAGACUAACAUUUUGGUGCCAAUGGGGUUAGUAGUGAACUGACAAUUGGCCAAAAAAUAGUAGUUAACUGGCAAACAACCUAAAAUUAGUAGUUAACUGAUAUUUCAUUAUUUUAGUUAAUAUUAUGGCCAGCACUUAUAAAAUUAUUACAGUCAACUGAUAAUUAGAAACCUUCAUUGGCCCCCUCUAAGGCGUUCAUAAUG